This is a messenger RNA of Achroia grisella, 1533 nucleotides long. Its product is annotated as UDP-glucosyltransferase 2-like. Gene Ontology annotation, molecular function: UDP-glycosyltransferase activity. The record is from RefSeq and is a predicted model, not a curated record. Lineage: Eukaryota; Metazoa; Arthropoda; Insecta; Lepidoptera; Pyralidae. Bases 1 to 1533 code for a protein of 510 amino acids. The transcript is spliced from 5 exons.
AUGUUAUACCGCCUCCUGUUAUUGCUCUGUUUUAUCUUAAAAUCAAAAUUAAUAUAUAGUGCAAAAAUAUUGUCGGUGUUUCCACAUAUAUCGUAUAGUCACCAUCAGGUUUAUAAAUGUUUUGUGGACGCCUUACUCGAUCAAGGUCAUCAAGUUGUUACCAUUACUACCCAGCCAGCCUAUCGUGAAGAACAAAUGCCAAUAAAUCUCACGCAAAUCGAUGUACGGGAAAUAUCUCACAAUCUAUGGAAUGAAGAAAUGUCAAAAAUAAUAACCGACGACUUUUUAUCAUGUCUGAGUAAAACUUCAAAAUUAUUUGUCAAAUUAAUGAAAACACAAUUUCAAACGAAGAAUGUGAUAGAACUCAUUGAAAACAAAAAUAUAACAUUUGAUUUAAUGGUUCUGGAAUCAAGAUCAAGAAUGGCUUUAAUGAUGUCAGACUACUACAAGGUACCGGUGAUAGAAAUGAGCUCAUUUGACCCCACGAUUGGGGAUUUGGAAAACACUGGAGCUCCUAUGCAACCACUUUUAUAUCCACAAGCUGCAAACAAAAGAAUUUAUAAUCUUACAUUUACGGAAAAAUUAACAGAAUUGUAUAGAAACUAUCAUAUAGAAAAAAUGUUCCUUGACCAGAUGUAUCCAGAUUUUAACGAAGCAAUGAAAAGCAGUGUAUUAAAUUCCACCCCGAGCAUUGAUAUCUUACAGAACAAUAUUCACUUGACGUAUGUGAACACGCAUCCGGUCUGGGACACCAUUCGUCCAGUACCGCCUUCUGUAGUCUAUACUUUUGGAAUACAUUUGAAAACGUCCAAAGAACUGACGAAGGAUCUCCUUUCUUACUUGGAAGCAUCAGUCAAUGGAGUUAGAUAUGUAUCAUUUGGAACAACAGCGUACGUAUCUCAAUAUUCAGGGAAAGUACAAACGUUAAUGAAGGCGUUAUCCCAGCUACCAUACGAUGUCCUUUUCAAGUGGCAUGAAGACGAAUUAGAAAACAAGCCAAAUAAUGUUAAAAUAGCUAAAUGGUUUCCACAGGCUGAUCUUCUGAAGCACCCCAAAGUAAAAGCGUUUAUAACACAAGGAGGCAAACAAUCGACUGAUGAAGCUAUCGGCGCUGGUGUACCGCUCAUAGGAAUACCUUUGAUGUGGGAUCAAUGGGCUAAUGUUGAAAAAUAUGUUCAUCAUGGAAUAGGAGUAAAACUUGAUAUAGAAGAAAUAACAGAGGAGCAAAUUAGUAAUGCCAUAAAUACAGUGAUUAAUGAUAUGAGCUUUCGCCAAAAUAUAAUAAAACUACGAACAAUUCUACUGGAUACACCUCAGAGUCCUAUGGACCGCGCAAUCCACUGGGCCCAUUAUUAUUACCUAAUACGACAUGGCGGAGCGCACCACCUACGGGCUCCGGCCGUUAAUAUGUCAAAUGCCGAAUUCUUUGAAUUAGAAUUGUUUUUAACAUCAGCUAUCAUUUUACUUUUAUUCUGUGCUACAGCUUUCUUUGUCGGAGCUGCUUUGAAACCGAAGAAAUGGCUGCUCACGUAA